This is a messenger RNA of Drosophila gunungcola (fruit fly), 743 nucleotides long. RefSeq lists its product as uncharacterized. The record is from RefSeq and is a predicted model, not a curated record. The coding region runs from base 152 to 616 and encodes 154 amino acids. NCBI's taxonomy places the organism in Eukaryota, Metazoa, Arthropoda, Insecta, Diptera, Drosophilidae. Gene Ontology annotation, molecular function: protein binding. The transcript has a single exon.
AGAAAUCAAAUUUGGAACCGACACAAAUUGUCAUAUUAAACCAGAUUUUAUAACGGCCGCUUUGCUAGCUGUCAAAAAUGACAGCUCCAAAAACUUCAAAAUUUCGAGAAAAACUUAACGCAACGCUGGAGAGUAGAAUCAAACGACUGGAAUGUGCCAUCGAGCUGUACGAGAGUGGCUGGUGCUGCUGACCAUGGAGAAGUACAUAGAAAGGUUUCUGGACCGGGGCUACGACAGUAUUGCCCACUGUAAGCUGAUCUUGGGCAGCGACCUAAUUAUGCUGGGAGUGGAUGACGCUUCACACCGGAAACUAUUGCUGGACGGAGUUCAGUUCCUGAACAACGCGCCCGAACAAUUCAUCUGCGUGGAGCCAUGUGAGCUGCAUCACCAUUUCGAGACUGAUCCGGAAGUCGCUUCUGUCAUUUCCGAAUGCUUUAAAAGUUUUAGUUUUGCGAUGGCAUUGGAGGAUAAGUCCGUUAAAAGGGCUUUAAGCCAAGCAUUCAACAAGUUAAAUCUUGGAGAACUAGUUGAAUCAGAUGACUCGACAGCCGAGAAAGGAGAAACUUUGGCUGAUGAAGAAGAUUCAACCGCAGCAGUUCUGUCGUCCCUCGAAUAAUAUCCUUCAAACAACCCUAAUCAAAAAAUGAAAAGCUUUAAAAUUUAUGUUAACCAAAUAAUAUUUUAGAGCGCUGAUUAAUAACUUCUUAAACCAAAAAUUUAUGUUUGAGCUUUAAUAAUAAACA